This is a messenger RNA of Oryzias melastigma (Indian medaka), 1499 nucleotides long. It is a transcript of the gene ptgfr, whose product is annotated as prostaglandin F receptor (FP). The record is from RefSeq and is a predicted model, not a curated record. Bases 53 to 1117 code for a protein of 354 amino acids. Gene Ontology annotation, molecular function: thromboxane receptor activity; prostaglandin F receptor activity. NCBI's taxonomy places the organism in Eukaryota, Metazoa, Chordata, Actinopteri, Beloniformes, Adrianichthyidae. Gene Ontology annotation, biological process: positive regulation of cytosolic calcium ion concentration; adenylate cyclase-activating G protein-coupled receptor signaling pathway; inflammatory response. The transcript has 2 exons. Gene Ontology annotation, cellular component: plasma membrane.
AAAAGUUGACUAAGCUGAAGGUCUGACAUGCUGUUGCUCAGCUGAUUCCAGCAUGACCGCCACCUCAGACCCCCCGGCGCUCCGCAGCGCCAACGCCACCUGCUGCCACCAACACCUGUCCGUCACGGCGUCGGCCGUCUCCAUGACCGUGGGCGUCUUCUCCAACAGCUUGGCUCUCUUCAUCCUGAUCCAGUCCUACAACCGGCUGAGGAUCAAGUCCAAAGCCUCCUUCCUGCUGCUGGCCAGCAGCCUGGUGGUCACCGACCUGCUGGGUCACCUGGUCAACGGCUCGCUGGUGCUCUUCGUGUACUGCUCCCAGAGGAAGUGGGAGACCUUUGACCCCCACGGCGUGGUGUGCGGCAUCUUCGGCGCCUGCAUGGUGUUCUACGGCCUGAGCCCGCUGUUCCUGGGCAGCGCCAUGGCCGUGGAGCGCUGCAUCGGGGUCACCAGGCCCAUCUUCCACUCCACGGCUCUGGCGUCCCAUCACGUCCGGCGGCUGCUGGGCCUCAGCUGGCUGCUGGCCGCCCUGGUGGCGCUGCUGCCCGUGCUGCUGCGGAGGCCGUACGAGGUCCAGAGCUCGGGGAGCUGGUGCUUCUUCCACAUGGAGCAGCCCAAAGACUGGCUGGACGUCCUGCUGCCUCUGCUCUUCUCCUUGCUGGGGCUGCUGGCGCUGGCGCUGUCCAUCGUCUGCAACACCUUGGCCAGCUGCGCCCUGCUGCACGGCCGGCUGCGCCACAGGCAGCGCUGCAGAGGAACGCCGUACCACCUGGAGAUGAUCUGCCAGCUCCUGACCAUCAUGCUGGUGUCCUGUGUGUGCUGGGGGCCCCUGCUGAUCCACGUCAUCGUUCUGAGCACCAGAAGCCGAGCGGAGUCGGUGUGUUUCAGUCUGCUGACCACGGUCCGCAUCGCCACGUGGAACCAGAUCCUGGACCCGUGGGUCUACAUCCUGCUGAGGAGGGCGGUUCUGAAGAAGAUCUUCCUGUUGCUCCACAGCUGCUGGGCCUCCAACCCCGCCCACCUUCAGUACUGGCAGCGCCGGAUGGUCGGCGGCUCCAUGGAGGCCAGCAGGUCUGCAGCAGACACGGCUGUCACGUCCAUAACCGGAGGCCUGGCCUGAAGGUCACACCUGAGCGGAGACCGAGGCUCGCCGGUCUCCACAUCACCAAUUAUUUCUCUGAGCCGCCGGCGGUGUGGAGGUCUGCGGUGUGGAGGUCUUCUGCUGUUCCUGAUCUUCAGCUGUCCGUUCUGCUUCUGCAGCUUUCACCACUUGAGACCAAAAACAUGUUUUAAAAACAUUCUUUGUGGAUUUAUGGUUUCCUUAUGGCAGCUAAAGCUCAUUUAUUGUUGCCGUUAUGACAUUUCGUCCUUCAGUCAAACAUAGAAACAUUCUUGUUGAUGUUUAGAAGCUCAGCAUUUCCACAAAAACUGUGAGAAAAAAGAGGAAUUGUUAUUUGACUGUUUAGACCACAUGUGUCAAAGUCAAGGCCCGGGGGCCGGAU